AUGAGUUUUACAUCAAUUGAGCAAGCUAUCACACACUUCCAAAACAAUGGGUUUUUAAUUGUUAUGGAUGAUAAGAGUCGUGAGAAUGAAGGGGAUUUAAUAUGUGCUGCAUCUGGCAUGAGCAUUGAACAGAUGGCCUUUCUGGUGCGCCAUUCAUCCGGGUAUGUUUGUGCACCAAUGAAUAAUAAAAUUGCAGACAAGUUAGAUUUGCCAUUGUUACGUGGUGGUAUGAAAUAUACAUCAUACGCUGAUGAUAGACAUGGGACCGCUUACACAAUUACAGUGGAUGUCGCUGAGGGUACAACUACUGGUAUAUCCGCACAUGACCGUACUUUGACUUGUAGAGCUUUGGCCAAUGAAGGUUCAAAAUCUACUGAUUUUUUGAAACCAGGACAUAUCUGUCCGCUAAGGGCUGCUGAUGGAGGUGUUUUGAAGAGAAGGGGUCACACAGAAGCUGCUGUAGAUCUAUGUAGAUUGAGUGGGCUACCUGAAGUAGGUGUUAUUUGUGAGUUAGUCAAUGAUAGAGACGGCUCUAUGAUGAGAUUGGAUGAUUGUGAAAAGUUUGGUAAGGAAAAUAACAUUCCAUUGAUCACAAUUGACGAUCUUGCCAAGUACUUGGAGACUCAAAAUGCUUAG
This is a messenger RNA of Henningerozyma blattae CBS 6284, 636 nucleotides long. RefSeq names its product 3,4-dihydroxy-2-butanone-4-phosphate synthase RIB3 (gene RIB3). Bases 1 to 636 code for a protein of 211 amino acids. The record is from RefSeq and is a predicted model, not a curated record. The transcript has a single exon. Gene Ontology annotation, biological process: riboflavin biosynthetic process; aerobic respiration. Gene Ontology annotation, cellular component: cytosol; mitochondrial intermembrane space. Gene Ontology annotation, molecular function: 3,4-dihydroxy-2-butanone-4-phosphate synthase activity. Lineage: Eukaryota; Fungi; Ascomycota; Saccharomycetes; Saccharomycetales; Saccharomycetaceae.